CAGCAAUUGGUGCACCGGUUGGUGGGAAACCUGUAACAAAAAAUGCAGGAUUUGCACAAAUGGCAUCAUUUGUAAACAAACGCUCUAAUAAAUCUGGAUGGGGAUUAAUCAAAAAAGAUCAUAAAAAAGGAAUUACAACUAUAGAAGCUAAAUUGGAUGAAUUAUGUCCAUAUUUUAGCCGAAUUGACACUAUUUAUGAAGAAAAACAAAAUGUUUGA
Messenger RNA from Cetraspora pellucida, 218 nucleotides. The record is from the annotation of a GenBank genome assembly. Lineage: Eukaryota; Fungi; Glomeromycota; Glomeromycetes; Diversisporales; Gigasporaceae.